This is a messenger RNA of Clonostachys byssicola, 1155 nucleotides long. Lineage: Eukaryota; Fungi; Ascomycota; Sordariomycetes; Hypocreales; Bionectriaceae. The record is from the annotation of a GenBank genome assembly.
AUGCCUUCUGCCUGCUGCACCGAUGCCCCCGCGGAGUCGAAGGGACCAACCAUCGCCAAGGUGACCGACUUGCGAGAGAGUUUGCCAUAUCUUAUUGUGGGUAGACUUAGACCUAUCGAUUCACUACAACUCUUCCCUCCAUCUUUGGUACAGGUGCUCGGGCGGCAAGAUUCCGUGGCAAAAGACGAGGGUGGCAAAAGAGUGAUACAUCUCACAGCAGCAGCUGGAGAUUGCGCAUUGCUCAAGGUCUUAUUGCACCAAGGAUUAUUUAAUCUUAAUGACGUAUGCGAUAAUGGCAUGACCGCGCUCGCAUAUGCCGCUGAACACGGACAGAAAGACGCCGUUGAAAUAUUGCUUGAACGACCGGACAUUGACUUGGAAGCGAAAGAUAAUCAUGGUCAAACGCCGCUCUCACGAGCCGCCUGCCGCGGACAUGAACAAGUCAUUCGACUACUUUUGUCCCAUCCAAGAGCUAGAGCACAUUCGAGAGAUAAAUCAGGUCGGACGCCGCUCUCCUAUGCCGUUCAGAAUGGGCACUUAAAUGUUGUUCGAUUACUACUCGAUCGACCAGAGAUUGAGGCUGGCGCAAGAGAUGACAAUGGCCUGACCCCAAUCUGGCAAGCCGCUUGGGGUGGCUACAAGGACAUCGCGGCACUUUUACUGGCCCGACACGAUGUUGAUGCCAAUGUGAGAGAUGACGAUGGUACGACGCCGCUUUGGCGCGCCGCCUGGCGUGGACAAAGAGAAAUUGUCAAACUGCUACUAGAACAAGCAGGCAUGGAAGCUGACGCAAGAGAUGAGAAUGGCCUGACGCCUCUGUGGUUUGCCGUCUGGAAUGGACACGCAGACGUUGUUCCGCUGCUGCUAGCCAGACCAGAUGUCAACGCCGACAUUCAGGACAGGUACGGUUUGACGCCGCUCUCGCGUGCUGCUAGCAGGGGUUACACGGAAAUUGUACAACACCUCCUAGCCCGGCCAGACGUUCGCGCAGAUGCACGCGACGGACAUAAUCGUUCGCCGCUCUCCUAUGCGGCCGAGCGAGGACACAGAGACAUUGUCAAGCUGCUACUUGAUCGAGCACAUGUCGAAGCAGACUCGAGGGAUAUCAACGGCUCGAGCUCGCUUUGGGAAGUGUCAUUGGGGGCGCAUGCAUAA